ACGUAUAUACAGAGCCUCCUUGGCCCUCCUGGAAAGACAACCUUCAGGUCCAACCCUGGGGCUGCAGGAGUGGACCCCACUCUGAAGAGGCAGCCUUUCUCCAGGUUCUGUCUCUCCCAUCCUGAUUCUUGACACCAGAUGCAGGAUGCUGUCCUCUCCCUGCACGCCGGCAAGCUCACGGACUUGCUCCCGUAUCCUGGGACUGAGCCUUGGGACUGCAGCCCUGUUUGCUGCUGGGGCCAACAUGGCACUCCUCUUUCCUAACUGGGAUGUGACCUACCUGUUGAGAGGCCUCAUUGGCAGGCAUGCCAUGCUGGGAACUGGGCUCUGGGGAGGAGGCCUCAUGGUACUCACUGCAGCUAUCCUCAUCUUCUUGAUGGGCUGGAGAUACGGCUGCUUCAGUAAGAGUGGGCUCUGUCGAACUGUGCUUACUGCUCUGUUGUCAAGUGGCCUGGCUUUACUUGGAGCCCUGAUUUGCUUUGUCACUUCUGGAGUUGCUCUGAAAGAUGGUCCUUUUUGCAUGUUUGAUGUUUCGUCCUUCAAUCAGACACAAGCUUGGAAAUAUGGUUACCCAUUCAAAGACCUGCACAGUAGGAAUUAUCUAUAUGACCGUUCGCUCUGGAACUCCGUCUGCCUGGAGCCCUCUGCAGCUGUUGUCUGGCACGUGUCCCUCUUCUCCGCCCUUCUGUGCAUCAGCCUGCUCCAGCUUCUCCUGGUGGUCGUUCAUGUCAUCAACAGCCUCCUGGGCCUUUUCUGCAGCCUCUGCGAGAAGUGACAGGCAGAACCUUCACUUGCAAGCAUGGGUGUUUUCAUCACCGGCUGCCUUGAAUCCUUUCUCCAAGGAAUGGGUACGAAUUAUAAACAAACUUCCCCUUUAGGUAUCCCUGGAGUAAUAACGACAACAAAAUUCACUGCAUGUCGGUGGAAUGAUAGAAUCAUUUUAAAUCACACUGUAAACUUGCAGGUGACCCAUGGGUAGGAUAAAUAACUGAGUCAUUAUAAUUGUGUGGGAAUUGAUAGUCCAUCAAAUAUCCUCCAGCCAGGGUCUCAUUUCAGCUUCUUGAUAAUCCCAUAAAAUUGGCCAGUUGUUACACAUAGAGAAGGUGAGGCUCACAGAGGGUAACAGGCUUGCUGUAAAAGCACGCAGUGAAGUUAAGGUGAAGUCAGCACCUGACCCCCUAUCUCCUUGUUUUUUUGUUGUUGCUGAGACAGGGUCUUGCUCUGUUCCCGUCUGGAGUACAGUGGCACAAUCAUAGCUUACUGUAACCGACAACCCAUGCACUCAAGCGAUCCUCCUGCCUCAGCCUCCGAGUAGCUGGGAAUACAGGCACACACCGCUACACCUGGCUAAAUUUUUUAUUUUCUGUAGAGAUGGAGUCUCACUACAUUGCCCAGUCUGGUCUUGAACUCCUGACCUCAAGUGAUCCUCCCAGCUUGGUCUCCCAAAGUGCUGGAUUACAGGCAUGAGUCACUGUGCCUGGCCCCAACCCCCAAUCUUCUAAAUUCAACUUCUCCGGUUAUUGUGGACUAAAUAGUGUUUCCUCCAAAUCUGUAGGUUGAAGCCCUAACCCCCAAUGUGACAGUCUUUGGUGAUGGCACUUUUCUUUUUUUUUGAGACAGUCUCGCUCUGUCACCCAGGCUGGAGUGCAGUGGCAAGAUCUCGGCUCACUGCAACCUCCACCUCCCAGGUUCAAGUGAUUCUCCUGCCUCAGCCUCCUGAGUAGCUGGGAUUACAGGCAUGUGCCACCACACCCAGCUAAUUUUUGUAUUUUUAGUAGAGACAGGGGUUUCACCAUGUUGGCCAGGCUGGUCUCGAACCCCUGACUGCAAGUGAUCCACCCACCUUGGCCUCCAAAAGUGCUGGGAUUACAGGUGUGAGCCACCACGCCUGGCCAUGAUGGCACCUUUAAAUUAGUAAUUAAGGUUAAAUGAGACUGGGCGCAAUGGCUCACACCUGUAAUCUGAGCACUUUGGGAGGCCGAUGUGGGAAGAUCACUUGUGACCAGGGGUUUGGGACUAACCUGGGCAACACAGUGAGACUUUGUCUCAAAAAAAAAAAACAAAAAACAAAACAACAAACGAUUAAAUGAGGCCAUAGGGUGGGACCCUAAUUAAAUAGGACUGGUGUGCUUAUAAAAAGAGGAAGAAAGAACAGAGCUCUCUACACUGGCUCAAAGAAAAAGGCCCUGUGAGGACGCAGUGAGAAGGUGGCUGUCUGCAAGCACAGGGGUGAGGACUCAGGAGACACCAAACCUGCUGGCACCUGGAUCUUGGACUUUUAGCCUCCAGCACUGUGAGAAAAUCUAUUUCCAUUGCUUAAGUGGCCCAGUUCAUGGUAUUCUGUAACAGCAGCCUGGCAGACUAACACAGCAGCGUUCUCUUCACUGGUGUUCAAGAGUUCAACACGUAGAGGAGCAUCACCUCUGUCCACACAGUUUGGAUAUCUGUCCCCACCCAAAUCUCAUGUUGAAUUGUGAUCCCCGGUGCUAGAGGUGGGGCCUGGCAGAAGGUGUGUGGAUCACGAGGCGGAUCCCUCACGGCUCAGAGCUGUCUUUGUGAUAGUGGGUUCCCGCGAAAUCUGGUCAUUUAGACGCGUGUGGCCCCUCUGGCUUCUCUCUCGCCUGCCCCCUCUUCACCUGCUGCCAUGAGUAACAGGUCUCUGAGGCCUCCCCAGAAGCUGAGUGAUGUGGGUGCUAUGCUUCCUGUAACACCUGCAGAACUGUCAGCCAAUUACAUCUUUUUUUUUUUUUUCUCGA
Symphalangus syndactylus (siamang) is the source of this 2756-nucleotide messenger RNA. RefSeq names its product transmembrane 4 L six family member 19 (gene TM4SF19). The record is from RefSeq and is a predicted model, not a curated record. Gene Ontology annotation, cellular component: membrane. NCBI's taxonomy places the organism in Eukaryota, Metazoa, Chordata, Mammalia, Primates, Hylobatidae.